Molecule: messenger RNA, 2667 nt
Organism: Thunnus maccoyii (southern bluefin tuna)
Lineage: Eukaryota; Metazoa; Chordata; Actinopteri; Scombriformes; Scombridae
Gene: pcyt2
Product: phosphate cytidylyltransferase 2, ethanolamine
Exons: 12
Coding region: 179-1387 (402 amino acids)
Biological process (GO): phosphatidylethanolamine biosynthetic process
Cellular component (GO): cytoplasm
Molecular function (GO): ethanolamine-phosphate cytidylyltransferase activity
Source: RefSeq, a predicted model, not a curated record
GUUGCUUUGGAGGCGUUGGCCGGUUCAGUGUCACUCACUGUCUGUUCUGGGAUAACAGAGACGCACAAGAACACGUCCUUAGGAAUUGAUCUCUUUCUGAUUAAGUUAAAUACGUUUAAACGUACUCUACCUCUCGUUUUUUGUGCUACCAGUAAGCUAUUUGCUUGGACCUGUCGAAAUGAUCAAAAACGGUCACCACGCCACCGACGACCAGGGGGGUGAAGCCGGCUACAGUAAGCCGGGUGGUUCAGGGUGCAGCCCGGAGAAAAGGAGGCGCGUAGUCCGGCUGUGGUGUGACGGAUGUUAUGACAUGGUGCACUAUGGUCACUCCAACCAGCUGCGGCAGGCUAAAGGCAUGGGAGAUUACCUCAUAGUCGGAGUGCAUACAGAUGCCGAGAUUUCCAAGCACAAGGGCCCCCCGGUCUUCACUCAGGAGGAACGCUACAAGAUGGUGCGGGCCAUCAAGUGGGUGGAUGAGAUAGUAGAAGGAGCACCCUACGUCACCACCCUGGAGACUCUGGACAAGUACAACUGUGACUUUUGCGUGCACGGAGAUGACAUCACGCUGACCGUAGAUGGCAAGGACACAUAUGAAGAGGUGAAGCUUGCAGGCCGUUACCGGGAGUGUAAACGCACGCAGGGCGUCUCCACCACUGACCUGGUGGGACGUAUGCUUCUAAUGACCAAAGCUCAUCACAGCAACAUGGAUAACCCAGAUUACCAGCAGCAUACAGACAACUUUGGAAAGGGUCCUAAAGGCCACAGUCCAUGGACAGGAGUGUCUCAGUUCCUGCAGACGUCCCAGAAGAUCAUCCAGUUCGCCUCAGGAAAGGAGCCUCAGCUCGGAGACACCAUUAUCUAUGUAGCAGGGGCAUUCGACCUUUUCCACAUCGGCCAUGUUGACUUCUUGGAAAUGGUCUAUAAGCAGGCAGAGAGGCCCUACGUCAUUGUAGGUCUGCACUUCGACCAGGAAGUGAAUCGGUACAAGGGGAAGAACUAUCCAAUCAUGAACAUCCAUGAGAGAACACUGAGCGUCCUGGCCUGUCGGUAUGUGUCAGAGGUGGUGAUUGGUGCACCCUAUGCAGUGGGCAAAGACCUGCUGGAUCAUUUUAAGGUGGAUCUGGUGUGUCAUGGCAAGACGGAGGUGUUUCCAGAUAAGGAUGGGUCAGACCCCUACGCUGAGCCUAAGAAGAGGGGGAUAUUCAGGACCAUCAAUAGUGGGAACAAUCUCACCACUGAUGACAUCGUCCAGAGGAUCAUUGAAAACAGGCUGCAGUUUGAAGCCAGGAACCAAAAGAAGGAGGCCAAGGAGAUGGCAGUGAUCGAGGCCAUGAAGAAGAGAGAGGAGCAGGAGCAGAGUGAAGCUACAGCCCAGGCUGCUCACUAGUGAGACAUCAGACCCGGGCCGACUGGUUCUGUGUCUGAUUUACUCGUCCUGGUACAGUCAGCUUUAAGAGGUUGGACUCAACUGACUCAUUGGGAAAGUCCAUGACGUGGGUGUCUACAACCUGGGGAGGAUCAGCCAGUCUCAGCUAGUCUUCUGGGUGCAGAAUCCUGCUUUACGUCGCACACACUGUGGCGUUAGCUUCUCUCAGCUUUCUUCUAUAUGAACUUCUCCAGCCUAAUGGGAUUAGAAUAGAUCUGCCUUGACAAGAACACAAAAAGUCCAAACACCUUACACAUGCUACGAUUUAACCUGCAAAUCCCUUUACACCUCUCUUCCUCCACAGAGGACUCAGUUAUUUUUAUCUUCUGUCAUGUAUUGGUUUUGUCCAUGUAAUCACACACUACUGUACAUGUAUAAGUGUAAAAGUGGUAUGUUGUAAUUAUUCAUAACUUAUUGACAAAGUGCUAAUGUCAUUAUCGGGUAUGUUUUUAGACUUUGAACCAAAUCAGUUUUUUAAUGAUCAGUUUUAGACGUGUCAUCAAAUAAGGUUGAAUGUUGUCUAUCAAUUUAUUUUAAUCUCUAGAAGUCACUUUGUUACUUUUAUCCAUCCUUAAAAAAACAUAAUUACUGCAUGAAAUGAUCUGUGAAGUAGUCCUCUAAUUUUAACUGUGGAUUUUAACUACCUGAAUUUGCACUGUGUGUGUACAUGUGUGUGUGUGUGUGUGUGUGUGUGUGUGUGUGUGAGAGAGAAAGAGAAAGAGAGAGAGAGCGAGAGCUGAAUGAGGUCAGUGAGUGAGUGUUUGCGCUGUAAAUUAUAGUAGUGCCUCAUUCCUGGAGCUAUAACUAAUGUAAGGGCUGUGUAUAAACUUCUGAUUCCACUCAAAUUAAAGUCUGUAGUACUGGAUUGUGUCUGCAGCUGGGUCAGUAGAGUUCUCGAGUCCUUCCAUUCUCAGUCUAUGUUCAAGAAAUGUCCUUUUCUCCUUUGUUCACAAGACAAUCCAAGGACUUCAAGAUUUGGGACCUAAUAUCACUGUCAAACUGUCUCUACAAACGUUGGUAGAUUGUUGAAGGUUACUGUCUGCUGCUCUUCCUGUCAUUAUAAGGGGCAUAUUAACCUGGAGGUGAAAUGCCAAUGGUGCGAGACAAAGAGGAUUUGAAGUGUGUCUGUGGGUUGGAAGGUUUCUAAAUAUUACAUGGUGGAAAUUUUACUACCUUUAAAUCACUAUUUUGUAAAGUGUAAAUUUCCCCCUUUAUUAAACUGGCAAUAUGGCAAAGUGUUA